AUGGCCAGAGAGAGAGUCACAGCCGCCCUUUGCACGAGGGGAUAUCUGCUCACAGCUCUCUUCAGUGUCUGGAUAAAUCUGAUCUAUGGAAUCAGUAUUCAGCCGAUUCCUGAAUAUCCAGUGGUCAAUCAGCCUGUCACCCUCAGUGUCAGUGGGGUCAGCGGGGCCAUUCGCUCUUUCUCCUGGUAUAAAGGUCAAUUUGUUGAUGAUUCCUCCCUAAUCCUAGCAUAUAAUCCAACUUCUUACCUUGUGGCGAGACGAGGGCCAGAGUACUUCCCUCGAGCCAGUGUCCUCCCAGAUGGAUCAUUAAAGAUCUUCAAAAUUUAUACAGCAGUCAGAAGAUAUUACACAGUGCAAAUCCAGGCAGAAAGUUUAACCCAAGAAACCAUUAACCUGCCUGUAUAUGAACUACUGACUAAACCAGAGAUUGACAUAGCUAAGCAGCAGCCAGAGAAAUAUGAAGAUGUCACCCUUACAUGUAAACUAUCAGCAUCUGAUUUAGAAACGGUAAAAUUCUUAUGGACCAGAAUUGAUGGCAGCAUUCCUUCUGGAGUUAUAUAUAGAGCAAACAGUAGAACUAUGACUAUUCCCAAGUUCUCACAAUCAGAUGCUGGGCAGUACCAGUGUGAAGCAGAGAAUCCAAUCAGCAAGAAUAUAAGUGAUCCCUACAAACUGUCCCUAUACUGUAAGUAA
This is a messenger RNA of Xenopus tropicalis (tropical clawed frog), 693 nucleotides long. It is a transcript of the gene ceacam19lw, whose product is annotated as carcinoembryonic antigen-related cell adhesion molecule 19 like gene W. NCBI's taxonomy places the organism in Eukaryota, Metazoa, Chordata, Amphibia, Anura, Pipidae. The record is from RefSeq and is a predicted model, not a curated record. Bases 1 to 693 code for a protein of 230 amino acids. The transcript is spliced from 3 exons.